Molecule: messenger RNA, 348 nt
Organism: Cooperia oncophora
Lineage: Eukaryota; Metazoa; Nematoda; Chromadorea; Rhabditida; Trichostrongylidae
Source: the annotation of a GenBank genome assembly
AUGAGCCUUUUUUGCUGGGUAUUAUUAGUGGCGAUCUCACUAUAUUCUGCUGAUGCCUACAAAUUCCUGGUCUUCUCUCCCAUAUACGGUUACUCGCACACUAACUUCAUGGGCACCCUUGCUGAUACCCUAACGGAAGCUGGACAUGACGUGACCGUAUUGAUGCCAAUAUUGGAUGAGGAACAGAAAAAUAAAACUGGAGUGAAGUUAACCAAAAAAGUCAUAAAAACCCCACCGGAUCCGCGUAAUCACGUCAUGGCACAACACAAGAAUGAUAUAUUGGGCAAAAUGUGGACAUUGGAACCAUCCAUUUUCGGAGUUCUUCAGGUAACCACUUCAACACUCUAG